AUGCUUUACGAGCUCAUAGCGGUGGUCCGACCGGGCAAUCUCAACAAUGUCAAAGAGAUCGCGCGUGUCGCUGGCCAGCAAAUCCUCGCCUCCAACGGCGUCAUCCGUGGCAUGAAGAACUGGGGACAAUUCGACCUCCCUCGUCCCACGACGAAACAUCAGACUCAGCACCGACAGGGCCACUACUUCGUGAUGCAAUUCGACGCUUCCGUGAAGGCGCAGCAAGAUGUCCGACGCUUCCUGAGUCUCGAUCCAAGAAUGAUCCGAUUCAGCAUGGUCAAGAUCGGCGACAAAUUGGGCGGUGUGAACGGCGCGAUUGAAGAUGUGGACGGCCAGAUGCCCUGGAAUGAAGUGAAGAACGAGUCUGUUUUUGCCAACCCAAGAGUAGGGGGCUUGCACGCUUUUCGAUAG
This is a messenger RNA of Cladophialophora yegresii CBS 114405, 411 nucleotides long. RefSeq lists its product as uncharacterized. Gene Ontology annotation, molecular function: structural constituent of ribosome; small ribosomal subunit rRNA binding. Bases 1 to 411 code for a protein of 136 amino acids. The transcript is spliced from 3 exons. The record is from RefSeq and is a predicted model, not a curated record. Gene Ontology annotation, cellular component: ribosome; mitochondrial small ribosomal subunit. Lineage: Eukaryota; Fungi; Ascomycota; Eurotiomycetes; Chaetothyriales; Herpotrichiellaceae. Gene Ontology annotation, biological process: translation.